Fragaria vesca subsp. vesca is the source of this 6333-nucleotide messenger RNA. RefSeq names its product DNA-directed RNA polymerase E subunit 1-like. Lineage: Eukaryota; Viridiplantae; Streptophyta; Magnoliopsida; Rosales; Rosaceae. The transcript is spliced from 20 exons. The record is from RefSeq and is a predicted model, not a curated record. Bases 115 to 6090 code for a protein of 1991 amino acids. Gene Ontology annotation, cellular component: RNA polymerase II, core complex. Gene Ontology annotation, molecular function: DNA binding. Gene Ontology annotation, biological process: DNA-templated transcription.
GACCCAAAACCCAUUUUCAAGUUUUUCUCUACUCUCCACAAUCCCCUUUGUUCAUGCAAAACCCAUUUCUCUCCUAUUGAUUUCACAUAGUGUUUAAAGAAAGCUUGAAAGAAAAUGGAGGAAGCUUCUUGCUCACCGGUUUUAGACGGGGAGCUGAUUGGGAUCAGAUUCGGAUUAGCAACCCAUCAAGAAAUUUGUACAGCAUCGAUGAUGGGAUGCUCUAUAAGCCACGCUAGUCAACUAUCUAACCCAUUCCUUGGCCUUCCUCUUGAGUUUGGAAAGUGUGAAUCUUGUGGUACAUCCGAACCUGGAAAGUGCGAAGGACACUUUGGAUACAUUGACUUACCAGUACCCAUAUAUCAUCCUAACCAUGUCAGUGAGCUGAAGAAGUUGUUGAGUCUCUUGUGCUUGAAAUGCUUAAAAAUGAAAAAGAACAAGAGUGCCGGUUUGGCCGAAAGAUUGUUAUCAGUAUGUUGUGAGGAUGCUGCACAAGUUUCUAUCACAGAGUUCAAGCCAAGAGAUGGGGUUUGUUCCUUGCAAUUGAAACUACCUUCUAACAAAAAACCACCGCCUGGUUUUUGGAAUUUCUUGGAGAGAUAUGGCUUUCGCUAUGGUGAUGGUGUAAAACGCAUUUUGCUUCCUAGAGAGGUGAUGCAGAUUCUCAGAAGAAUCCCUGAAGAGACAAAGAAAAAACUGGCGACUAGAGGCUAUAAUCCUCAAGAUGGAUACAUCUUGAAUCAUAUACCUGUCCCUCCUAAUUGCUUGUCAGUGCCUGAAAUAUCUGAUGGUGUUACCAUUAUCUCUGCGGAUCCUUCAAUAUCAAUGCUCAAAAAGGUUCUAAGAAGAGUUGAAGAGAUCAGUAGUUCAAGGUCUGGUGCAGCAAAUUUUGAAUCUGAAAUUGACGAGGUUGAUUUGUUGCAAGAAUCAGUUGAUCAGUAUCUUCAAGUUAGGGGUACUGGAAAGGCAUCACGUGAAAGUGAUGCAAGAUUCGGUGGGACCAAGGAGCUCAGUGAAUCUUCGACAAAAGCAUGGCUCGAAAAAAUGAGGACAUUGUUUAUCAGAAAGGGUUCAGGAUUCUCUUCCCGCACAGUGAUUACGGGGGAUGCAUAUAGAAGGGUGAAUGAAGUUGGUAUCCCAUAUGAUAUUGCCCAAAGAAUUACAUUUGAGGAGAAGGUCAAUGCACAUAAUAUUAGGCGUCUUCAAGAGCUGGUAGAUAGCAAGUUAUGCCUAACCUACAGCGAUGGUUCAUCAACUUACUCUUUAAGAGAAGGUUCAAAGGGGCACACAUUUUUGAAGCCUGGUCAAGUGGUGCAUAGGAGGAUAAUGGAUGGGGAUCUUGUUUUUGUAAAUAGGCCUCCAACUACGCAUAAACAUUCUCUGCAAGCACUGCAAGUUUAUGUGCAUGAGGACAAGGUGGUAAAGAUAAAUCCUCUGAUUUGUGGGCCACUAAGUGCUGACUUUGAUGGAGAUUGCAUUCAUCUGUUCUAUCCCCAAUCACUUGCGGCAAAGGCAGAAGUUAUGGAGCUUUUUUCAGUGGAGAAGCAGCUGCUUAGCUCUCACAGUGGCAAGCCUAAUUUGCAACUGGCCACUGAUUCGCUUUUGUCGUUAAAACUGAUGUUUAAGAAAUACUUUUUUAACAAAGCAGCAAUGCAGCAGUUGGCCAUGUUUGUUUCGUCUUCAUUGCCACAACCAGCUUUAUUGAAAGCUAAUUCUACAGUUCCAUGUUGGACUGCUUUGCAGAUAUUGCAGACUGCAUUGCCUGCUCAGUUUCAGUCCUCUGGUGACAGACACUUGGUCAAGGAUAGUGAGGUGCUCUUACUUGAUUGUAGUACUAGUCUUGUACCAUCUCUGAUCAAUGACAUUGGUACCUCUAUUUUCUUUGAGAAAAGUGCUGAAGAUGUUCUCAGUUUCUUUAAUUCUAUGCAGCCAUUGCUGAUGGAGAAUUUAUUUUCAGAAGGGUUCAGUGUGGGUUUGGAGGAUUUUGCUUUGCCUAGGGCAUCUAUACAAGACAUCCAAAAGGGCCUUAAGGAAAUUUCUCCUUUGUUGUUCCAUAUGAGGACAGUAUAUAAUGAGCUUGUUGAGAUGCAAUUGGAGAAUCACAUCCGCAAAGUAAAAGAACCGGUCUCGAAUUUUAUAUUAAAUUCAUCGGCAUUGGGUGAUUUAAUUGACUCUAAAAGUGAUUCUGCAAUGAACAAAGUAGUUCAACAAGUUGGAUUUCUAGGCCGGCAACUGUAUGACCAGGGGAAACUCUAUUCAAAAACAUUGGUUGAGGAUGUGAGCUCACUGUAUCAGAACAAGUAUCCAUCUGACAUUGUGGAUUAUCCCUCAGCAGAAUUCGGAUUGGUUCAUAGGGGUUUUGUUCAUGGGUUGGAUCCAGUUGAGGGAAUGAUUCAUUCCAUUGCUACAAGAGAAGUAAUUGUUCGAUCCUCGAGAGGUUUGUCUGAACCGGGGACUCUAUUCAAGAAUCUUAUGGCUACACUGCGAGACGUUGUCAUUUGCUAUGAUGGCACAGUGAGGAAUGUCUGUAGUAAUUCCAUAAUUCAGUUCGAAUAUGGCGUGAAGAGUGGAUCUGGUCCGGAGAAUUUGUUCCCUGCUGGUGAACCUGUAGGUGUGUUAGCUGCAACAGCAAUGUCAAAUCCAGCAUACAAGGCAGUUCUUGAUUCUACGCCAAGCAGCAACUCUUCAUGGGAUUUGAUGAAGGAAAUACUACUCUGCAAAGUCAAUUUCAAGAAUGAGCUCAUUGAUCGUCGUGUAGUCCUGUAUCUGAAUGAUUGUGGUUGUGGAAGAAAAUACUGCAGAGAACAUGCGGCAUAUUUGGUCAAGAAUCGUUUGAAAAAAGUCAGCCUUAAAGAUACUGCUGUCGAGUUUAUGAUUGAAUAUCAAAAAGAGCGAGCUGCAGGAAGCAUGGAAAUCGACUCUGGCCUUGUUGGUCAUGUUCAUUUGAAUGAGAUGCUGUUACGGGAGCUGAAUCUAGGAAUGUCUGAGAUCCUUCAAAAAUGCGAAGAAACUAUCAAUUCAUUUCGGAGAAAGAAGGUCGGGAAGAAGAUGAACAUUGGCGAAAUUUUUAAAAGGACAAUUUUGUCGUACAGUGAAUGUUGCUCUUUUCAUCAGUCCUCUGCUGACAAUAGAUCUGGAUCCCCUUGCUUGAUGUUCUUCUACCAAGAUUUUAAUAAUUCAGAGUUAGAGGCCAUUUCACAAAUGUUGGCCGACUUUAUUUGCCCAGUUCUUCUAAAAACUGUAAUUAAAGGUGAUCCUCGAAUUUCGUCGGCCAAUAUAAUUUGGAUCAAUUCAGAAUCAACAACUUGGAUUAGAAGCCCAAACAAAUCUCUGAAGGGUGAAUUGGCUUUGGAUGUUGUUCUGGAGAAGUCGGUUGUUAAACAAAGUGGUGAUGCGUGGAGAAUAGCCCUUGAUUGUUGCCUUCCAGUGCUUCAUUUGAUUGACACCAGGCGUUCCAUUCCAUAUGCCAUCAAACAAGUGCAGGAAUUGUUGGGGGUUUCUUGUGCUUUUGAUCAAGCAGUUCAGCGCCUUGCGAAAGCUGUUGCAAUGGUAGCAAAAGGUGUUCUCAAAGAGCAUCUUAUUCUGUUGGCAAAUAGUAUGACAUGCGCUGGAAAUUUCGUUGGAUUCAAUCCUGGUGGUUAUAAAGCACUAUCUCGCGCAUUGAAUAUACAAGUACCCUUCACAGAAGCAACAUUGUUUACACCAAAAAAGUGUUUUGAGAGAGCAGCUGAAAAGUGUCAUAUGGAUUCAUUGUCGAGCAUAGUUGCAUCAUGUUCGUGGGGUAAACAUGUAGCAGUUGGUACUGGCUCCAGGUUCGAAAUCCUCUGGGACACAAAAGAGGGAGGCUUGAACGAAGUGGGUGGCGUAGAUGUUUUCAACUUUCUACAUAUGGUGAACGCUGCAAAUGGAGAAGAAUUAACUACUGCAGCUUUGGGAACAGAAAUUGAUGAUCUUGUGCCGGAUUAUGAAAAUGGAGAUGUGUCCUUGUCACCAGAGCAUAAUUCUAGUUCUGAUAAGCCAGUGUUUGAAGAUAUUGUCGAGUUCCCUGAUAAUUUUGAAAAUGUUCCUGGAAAAUCGAGCUGGGAUUCAAUCUACACCGCUUCUACUGGUGGGAAAGACUGGGGGGCAGUUAAAAUUGGAACACAAGAUGGCAUUUCAGCUGAAACCCAAGCGGAUAGCACAUCUGCGUGGGGGAUUAAGACUCCUAGAGAAGAUGAUACAUCUCCCUGGGGAACAGCCAAGACUGCUACAGAAGAUGCCCCAUCUGCGUGGGGUACCAAGACUGUUAAAGAAGAUGCCCCAUCUGCAUGGGGGAUUAAGACAGCGAGAGAAGACGCUCGAUCUCCCUGGGGAACAGCUAAGACUGCUACAGAAGAUGCCUCAUCUGCAACGGCGAGAGAAGACGCUCCAUCUCCAUGGGGAACAGCCAAAACUGCUACAGGAGAUGCUCUGUCUGCUUGGGGGACCAAGACUCUUAAAGAAGAUGCCCCAUCUGCAUGGGGGACUAAGACUGUGAGAGAAGAUGCUCCAUCUCCAUGGGGAACAGCCAAGAGAGCUACAGAAGAUGCUCCGGCUGCAUGGGGCGCCAAGUCAGCUACAGAAGAUGCUCCGCCUCCAUGGGGAACAGCCAAGACAGCUGCAGAAGAUGCUCCGUCUGCAUGGGGCGUCAAGGCUGUUAAAAAAGAUGCCUCAUCUCCAUGGGAGACAAAGACUGCAACAGAAGAUGCCACUACUGCAUGGGGGAGAAACAAUGAAAAGAAACAUGUCCUCACUGCAGAAGUCCUUGAGGAUUCCAAGGCUAGAGAAGAUGCCACAUCUGGCUGGGGGACAGAAAAUGCAGAAAAUGCACAAUCUACAUGGAGAACCAGUACAGAAAGUGAGAAUGGUUGGUCUGGUAGGGGGGGGAGUAAAGUUGAAUCAACAGAUGUUCAGUCCCAGAAAGCAGUAGAAAACCCCAAGGGUUGGAAUGACUUCUCUGCUGGGGUAAGAAAACCCCAGACGGAGAAUGCUGGGUCUGGAUGGGGCAUGAAAGGUUCUGAGAAGAAAGGUGAUAUUGAGUUGGAACAAGACGAGUCUACCCGUCAUUCUUGGAAGCAGAAGUCUGCUGAUGCUUCUUCUCAGGGUGCUUGGGAACGGCAGAAGUCUCCUGAUACUUCCAAAGGCACAUGGGAGCAGCCAAAGUCUGCUGAGAUGUCUCACGGCGCUUGGGGACAGCAAAAGUCUCCCGAUGUCUCUCAAGGUGUAUGGGGGCUGGAAAAGCCUGCUAGUACCAAUUCUCAAGGCUCAUGGGGACAGCAAAAGUCUCCUGAGAUACCUCAGGGUAACUGGGGACAGCAAACGUCUCCUGAUAUUUCUCAAGGCACAUGGGGGCAGCAAAAGUCUCCUGAGAUGUCUCAAGGCUCUUGGGGACAGCAGAAACCUUCUGACACUUCUCAACCUGCAACUGUGAAUCAGUGGGAUUCUCAAAGUGAAGCAGCUGUUGAAAGACAUCAACAAUGGGGUCAUAAUGGAGAUUCAAACAAGAGAAAACGUUUUGAAGGUGGCAGGAGUUGGGGUCCAAAUGCUGGGGAGUGGAAGGGUAAGAAUAGUCGCCCUGCUAAAUCACCUGGAAUGGUGAAUGAUGAUUCUAGUGUCGCUGCAAUAUAUACCGCAACACGGCAAAGAUUGGACAUUUUCACAUCUGAGGAGCAAGAUGUUCUUUCCCAUAUUGAGCCGACUAUGCUCUCUAUUCGAAGAAUAAUGCAUCAAUCUGGUUACAAUGAUGGAGAUCAAUUAUCAGCUGAGGAUCACUCAUUCAUCCUUGAUAAAGUGUUCAAUUUCCAUCCGGAGAAAGAGGCCAAGAUGGGUUCUGGAAUCGACUAUUUUACAGUUGAUAGACAUGGCAGCUUUCAAGAAAGCAGAUGCCUCUUUGUCAUAUCAACUGAUGGUCGCAAGGAGGACUUUUCCUACAGGAAAUGCCUGCAGAACAUGAUCAAGGAAAAGUAUCCUGAGCUAGCUGAAGCCUUCAAUGACAAAUAUUUCAGCAGACCUCGCCCCCGGAAUCCCAUGUUCGGUCAGACCCCUCCAGAGAGAACUGGGAACGAGACACAGUAGUAGACAUGCCUUUUUUGUGAUUUUCUCUGAUGUAAUUAGGUUCAAACAAUGAUCAACCCUUUUUGAUUUGUAUAUACUAGGCAGUUGGUAUCAGCUUCCAACAAAAUCAGUUCCAUCGUCUCUAUCAGGGCAUUUUUGUUGUUGGUAGCUAGGAUCCCCAUGUAACUGAACCCUGAAAUUUGGACAAGCAAGAUGCUCAUUUAUCUUGCACUUGAAAAUCAAUGACAAGUCUGAUAGAUUUUU